Molecule: messenger RNA, 1487 nt
Organism: Boleophthalmus pectinirostris (great blue-spotted mudskipper)
Lineage: Eukaryota; Metazoa; Chordata; Actinopteri; Gobiiformes; Gobiidae
Gene: hibadhb
Product: 3-hydroxyisobutyrate dehydrogenase b
Exons: 8
Coding region: 57-1046 (329 amino acids)
Biological process (GO): L-valine catabolic process
Cellular component (GO): mitochondrion
Molecular function (GO): NAD binding; 3-hydroxyisobutyrate dehydrogenase activity; NADP binding
Source: RefSeq, a predicted model, not a curated record
GCCUGUCACUUACGCACGUAGCCCUGCGUCGUGUAUAAGGUCAAGAGAAAAGAAGCAUGGCCGCUGUGUUGAGAGGCUCACGGUAUUUGGUUGGAGGCUGCUCCAAAAAUGUUACGUUUGCAUUUGCAUCUACCAGGUCUAUGGCCUCCAAGACACAAGUGGGCUUUGUUGGUCUGGGAAACAUGGGAAAUCCCAUGGCAAAGAAUCUGCUGAAACAUGGAUAUCCAGUUAUUGCUACAGAUGUAUUUCCAGAGUCUUGCAAAGAAGUACAAGAGCUGGGUGCACAGAUUGUGGAUAAUCCUGCAGAAGUAGCUGACAAGGCUGACCGUAUUAUCACAAUGCUCCCCUCUAGUCCAAACGUCAUAGAUGUGUACACUGGACCCAAUGGCAUUCUUAAAAAAGUGAAGAAGGGUUCAUUGCUUAUAGACUCCAGCACCAUUGACCCAGCAGUUUCAAAAGAAAUGGCAGCAGCAGCAGAGAAGAUGGGGGCUGUCUUCAUGGAUGCACCAGUGUCUGGAGGUGUGGGAGCUGCCAGUUCGGGGAAGUUGACUUUUAUGGUAGGAGGAGCUGAAGAAGAAUUUACUGCUGCCAAGGAGUUACUCAGCUGCAUGGGAGCUAAUGUGGUAUACUGUGGUCAGGUUGGGACUGGACAGGCAGCAAAAAUAUGUAACAAUAUGCUUUUGGCCAUUGGAAUGAUUGGUACAUCAGAAACUAUGAAUCUUGGAAUCAGACUUGGUCUUGAUCCCAAACUUUUGGCCAAGAUCCUCAACAUGAGUUCAGGCCGUUGCUGGUCGAGUGACACAUACAACCCUGUGCCUGGAGUUAUGGAGGGCGUCCCAUCUGGAAACAACUAUCAGGGCGGCUUUGGCACCCAGCUCAUGGCUAAGGAUCUGGGACUGGCUCAGAACACGGCCACAAACACGAGGACUCCGGUGCCUCUGGGCUCGCUGGCUCAUCAGAUCUACCGUAUGAUGUGUGCACGUGGCUAUGCCAGUAAAGACUUUUCCUCCGUGUUUCAGUUUCUGCGUGAAGAAGAGGGGCAGUAAGGGGACUUUGCACCAUCCAAAGCCUAACCAGGCCCAGGACAAGUGUAGCUGGGCUCAAGGACUUUAGUUUCAAACUUUUAACAUGAAAAAAUGAAGUGGUGCUGUUUUUUCAGCAUGUGAGCACUUCCAUGAAAGUCAUGUUUUUGGUGAAAUGACCUUUAAAAUUCAACACUCCUUUGUAGAAAGUGCAGGGCAAAUAUUGGAUAUUUGAAGCAUUUUGGGAAGAGCCACAACACAAGAAAAUGCAAACAAGUGUGCUGAGAAUCUUUUUUGCAAUUAACUGGGUUCUGUCUGUGUCAUUGUGGUGUCCACAUAUUUAUCAAGUUAUUUUGAUUUUUCUCUUUUAACUUACUCCAAUGUCACUAGGAAUGUUACUAUGAAAUUAAGUGUUUAUUCUUCAUAGAAAAUGAAUACAUAAAUAAAGAGCUUUUGCAGACUUAA